Verruconis gallopava is the source of this 1638-nucleotide messenger RNA. RefSeq lists its product as uncharacterized. The record is from RefSeq and is a predicted model, not a curated record. Gene Ontology annotation, biological process: ubiquitin-dependent protein catabolic process; protein deubiquitination. Lineage: Eukaryota; Fungi; Ascomycota; Dothideomycetes; Venturiales; Sympoventuriaceae. Gene Ontology annotation, cellular component: cytoplasm. The transcript is spliced from 4 exons. Gene Ontology annotation, molecular function: cysteine-type deubiquitinase activity. The coding region runs from base 60 to 974 and encodes 304 amino acids.
GAAAAGUUUCAACACAACUAUACCACGGCGCAUGUAAGGAUUGGUUUUUCAAGUGGAAGAUGUCCGGCGGCUGGAAUACGAUCGAGUCCGACGCGGGCGUGUUUACGUAUUUGCUCGAAGGCCUUGGAGCCCAAUCGGUACAGUUUGAGGAGCUCUUCGCUCUAGAUGCGGACUAUCUCAAACAGCUCAGUCCAGUGUAUGGUGUCAUCUUUCUGUUCAAGUGGUUGUCCGAUGGCAAAAACGGCAACGAGCCCUCAGACGGAACCUUCGACGACGACGCAGCAGAGAACAUUUUCUUCGCCGCGCAGACGAUACAAAACGCAUGCGGGACGCAGGCACUGCUGUCGGUGCUGUUAAAUCAGGAUGACAAGGUCGACAUAGGACCUCAUCUGCGGAAGUUCAAAGAUUUCACGUCCGGUUUCCCAGCAGAAAUUCGUGGAGAGGCGCUCUCCAAUUCAGAGCUCAUUCGCGAGGUACACAACUCCUUUGCCCGCGCGUCGCCCUUUGUGGACGAAACCCAACGCCUCGCGACCGAUGACGACGACGUCUACCAUUUCAUCGCUUACACGCCCAUCAACGGCAUCCUCUACGAGCUCGACGGCUUGAAUCGAGCCCCAAUAUCACACGGCCCAUGUUCGUUUGAAGACUUUCCUACGAAGGUAGUUCCGGUCAUACAGCGACGAAUAACACGCUAUCCAUCUACCGAAAUCAGGUUCAAUUUGUUGGCGAUGAGGAAAGACCCGAGAAUAGCGGCGAGGAACAUUGGAGACAUUGACACACUGAGGAACGAAGAGCGGAAACGGAGCGAGUGGCAGUGGGAGAAUGCGCUCAGGCGCCACAACUUUGUAGGCUUCAUCGGCGAGCUUGCCAAGGGCGUCGUACGGAACAAACUUCAGGAAGGCGAUCAGGCGUACGAUGCCUGGGUGGAGGCAGCCAAGGCAAAGACAAAGACUCGGAUGAUGGAGAGACGGUAGAUAAUGGACGCUGCCUGACGGCAACACGCAUGAUUAAGGGUGCUGCAAAAAAGAAUUGACGUCCUUCUCGUACGGUAGGUCAUUUUCAUCAUGAAGAGGCAACGACGGCCGCCACUGCUCAGAGUAGAAGAUCUCGUAACUCGACUUACCCGGCCCGUCACUCUGGACAGCGUCACACGCAAACGGCAGCUUAGUCAAGUCCAAUCAACAAGAGGAAGACAAAAUCUGUCAUGUCCAAAAACGACCACGCAAGUCGGUGGCACAAAUGGCUGAAGGCCGACCGUAGCUAACCGCUUGACAGAAGGUGCUACAAAAUGGCUUUCUCCACAGCAGCUAUGGGCACGGGCCGGAAGCAUCCAUGCGACUGGAGUACGUUUGGAAAGGGUAACGCUGCUCCCCGCUCGCUUCUUGUGACAUACAAGGACAACCCCCCAAGAAAAAUCAGACUUCCCCUAUCAAUUUUGGUUAGUGCAGCAGGCUCCCUUAAACACCGAGAUGAACAACAAAUUUUCCAGUAGAUGACUGUUCAUUAGUCAUUGCAAUCUUAUUGUAGUUGUAGAAAAGUUGAAUUAGCACGGUGGGUACCUGUCACGUGCAGCAGGCUUGGAACUAAAUAGAAGGCGAGAUUCUCAAAUGAAUGAAAAAGUAAAGCAGAAAAACCCGC